Messenger RNA from Truncatella angustata, 1211 nucleotides. RefSeq lists its product as uncharacterized. The record is from RefSeq and is a predicted model, not a curated record. The transcript is spliced from 3 exons. NCBI's taxonomy places the organism in Eukaryota, Fungi, Ascomycota, Sordariomycetes, Amphisphaeriales, Sporocadaceae. Bases 187 to 1128 code for a protein of 313 amino acids.
CAUUUACAGUUGCACAUCGGCUGGUCACUUCUACGUACAGAAAUCGACCAAAAAAAACCACUUUGAACGUUUCAGAGAGUCGAGGGCUUAAUUUCCAUUUCAAUCUCCGUCAUCGAGCUUCAUUCCGAGUGGUGUCUCAGGCCCUGCUUGGAUGCAAUGAAGCACAUCAUAUUUAACUGAAGUGUGAUGGCGCCAGCUGAAGGCCAUCGCUCCUCGUCGGGCUCGGGUACGGGUGCAGGAGGAACAGGAACAGGAGCAGCUACAGGUAGAAGCGCACCCACGACCAGAACCAAGUCGGCAGAGCACCAGUACAAUGCAUCCAACAAAACUCUCAACCAAUUUCUGGGGGGAGGCCGUCGUCAGCCGUCUUGGAUGAAUACUGCUUUGCCUGUCAAGCCGACCCCCCGUCCUGCUACUCGGCCUCCGAAGGAAUUCCUGCCUACACUCCCAGCCGUCCGCUUAACCAAGAACUCCCAACAAUCGCAAUCGCAAUCGCAACCGCAACCGCAACCAAUUCAGCAACGCCGGAAACCUUCUGCAAAUCUCGCGCAAGCAACCCAAGUCACGCCAACAGCAGCGGCAGCACCGGUUCCCUCUCAGCUGUCUCCGCGACCAUCACCAUCUGGUUUAGCGCAGACAACCACAUUAUCAUCAACUGCCUCUGUUGUCCUUCCUUCCCCUGCUCCUAGCGACGAACCGAGCCCGGUGGCUCCUACGUUGACCGAGGUUUCCAGUCCGACCCGGAAUCAUCCACCCGCCCCGGACGCUGCUGCGAUUUCUGCGCCGGUCACUACGGCACAUUUUGGGCUUGUCACCGCCACCGUUGCAAUUGCCACGGGUGAUUUGGAUGCGUACGACUUGAUUCAACAAUCAAACACGACGUCCUCAGCAGAUGGAACAGCAGCAGCCGCCGAGAAGAACGAGGCUGUCAGCAACACUUCAAGUCCUUCUUCCCCAACUAUAGCAGGAUCUGCAGCACUCCAAACCCCGCCGACCCCCGGUGCAUCAUCCUUGACGCCCAUGACGGCGACUCUCCCUUUAUUACCAGACGGGAACGGGGAUGGUAAUGGGACUGGGGAUGGGAAUGGGAAUCAAGAGCCUCCAACCAAGAGGCGACGUGUAGGGUGAGUACAGCUUAUUGAUAUCAUCUUGCAAGAUUGCCAGGCAUCCUUUGAGUGGAACGGGCGUCCUUGGGGCGCUUCAUAAGAUCA